UCCUUUUGGUGGCGAAACGCAACACGAAGGAGCGGCGCGGCACCUGUCGCCGUCGCCGAACAGUGGCACCACCAGCGGCAGCAGUGGUUUUCCCUUCCCGAGUACCGCACCUGGAAUCCCCCAAUCCGCCAUGGAAGCGCACCUCCCGCCUCCCUUAUUUACUCCUCCUCCUCCUCCUCCUCUCUCCACACCUCGCAUUCCCUCCCCGCUCCCUCCCUCUCCUCUCCCUCCCUCUUCGCCCCGCAAAUCCGAUCGAUUCCGACCCCUCCCAUGGCUCUCCGCGCCAUCGUGUCCCGGAGGACCCUGGCCGCGCUCGGCUCCGGCCUCCGCGCCGAGGCUAGGCUCGCCGCCACCGUUGCCGCCGCCGCCGCGUACCGCGGCCUCGUGACGUUCUCGCUCCCCGAUCUCCCCUACGACUACGGCGCUCUGGAGCCGGCCGUCAGCGCCGAGAUCAUGCAGCUGCACCACCAGAAGCACCACCAGACCUACGUGACGAACUACAACAAGGCCAUCGAGCAGCUGGAGGAGGCCGUGGCCAAGGGCGAUGCGCCGGCGGUCGUCAAGCUGCAGAGCGCCCUCAAGUUCAACGGCGGAGGUCACGUCAACCACUCGAUUUUCUGGAAAAAUCUUAGUCCCAUUCAUGAAGGAGGUGGGGAGCCACCAAAAGGUUCGCUAGGUUGGGCCAUUGACACAGAUUUUGGCUCUUUAGAAGCACUUGUGCAGAAAAUGAAUGCAGAAGGUGCUGCUUUACAGGGCUCCGGAUGGGUGUGGCUUGGUCUGGAUAAGGAGUUCAAGAAACUCGUGGUGGAAACAACUGCAAAUCAGGAUCCGCUGGUAACCAAAGGAGCCAAUCUAGUUCCUUUGAUUGGUAUAGAUGUAUGGGAGCAUGCAUACUAUCUGCAGUACAAGAAUGUGAAGCCCGAUUAUCUGAACAACAUAUGGAAAGUGAUUAACUGGAAAUACGCCAGUGAAGUGUACGAGAAAGAAUGCCCUUGAGCAACGGGAAGUCGGGCUCUCAACCAUCUAAUCUUUGUCGUGAAAAUGAAAUAAAGCUCAUGAACAGCUUAGGGAAAUCCAACGAGGUGUAUUUAGCUACUGUUGUAUCUCAUAUUCGCAUCAUGAGUGAAAGGUGCUGAAAUAAAUCUGAGGCUUUUUCCCCU
Molecule: messenger RNA, 1160 nt
Organism: Syzygium oleosum
Lineage: Eukaryota; Viridiplantae; Streptophyta; Magnoliopsida; Myrtales; Myrtaceae
Product: superoxide dismutase [Mn], mitochondrial-like
Exons: 6
Coding region: 271-996 (241 amino acids)
Biological process (GO): superoxide metabolic process
Cellular component (GO): mitochondrion
Molecular function (GO): metal ion binding; superoxide dismutase activity
Source: RefSeq, a predicted model, not a curated record